AUGGCAGCCUAUCCCGUGAGCUGCGUGGACGUGGACGCCACUGUGCUGGACUUCGUCGCAGACCUGUCCCUGGCCUCCCCGGCGGGCCCUCUACUCUGUGACUUUGCGCCGGGGGUCCCUUUUGGGAACCGAGCCCUUGGGCUCGGGGAGAGAAGGCCCAGAAGGCUGGUGCACUUCGAUGAAGGGGAUCCGGAGGAUGAGGAGGGCGCAGUAGACGAUGAGGACGAGGAGGAGGAAGACGAGGAGGAAGAGGGACGCGAGAGAGGUGUCUCCCUGCUGGGCCGUCCCAAGAGGAAAAGGGUGAUCACCUACGCCCAGCGCCAGGCCGCCAACAUCCGCGAGAGGAAGCGGAUGUUCAACCUCAACGAGGCCUUUGACCAGCUGCGAAGAAAGGUGCCCACUUUUGCUUAUGAGAAGAGGCUGUCCCGGAUCGAGACCCUGCGCCUGGCCAUCGUGUACAUCUCCUUCAUGACCGAGCUCUUGGAGAGCUGCAAGAAGAAAGAGGCCGGCUGA
This is a messenger RNA of Elephantulus edwardii (Cape elephant shrew), 513 nucleotides long. It is a transcript of the gene FERD3L, whose product is annotated as Fer3-like bHLH transcription factor. The coding region runs from base 1 to 513 and encodes 170 amino acids. Gene Ontology annotation, molecular function: DNA-binding transcription factor activity, RNA polymerase II-specific; RNA polymerase II transcription regulatory region sequence-specific DNA binding; protein dimerization activity. The record is from RefSeq and is a predicted model, not a curated record. Gene Ontology annotation, biological process: regulation of transcription by RNA polymerase II; developmental process. The transcript has a single exon. Lineage: Eukaryota; Metazoa; Chordata; Mammalia; Macroscelidea; Macroscelididae.